Pungitius pungitius (ninespine stickleback) is the source of this 5700-nucleotide messenger RNA. It is a transcript of the gene tbkbp1, whose product is annotated as TBK1 binding protein 1. Gene Ontology annotation, cellular component: cytoplasm. The coding region runs from base 1101 to 3080 and encodes 659 amino acids. The transcript has 10 exons. The record is from RefSeq and is a predicted model, not a curated record. Gene Ontology annotation, biological process: canonical NF-kappaB signal transduction. NCBI's taxonomy places the organism in Eukaryota, Metazoa, Chordata, Actinopteri, Perciformes, Gasterosteidae.
CUUGAAAUUGGCCUUUUGGACUCGUCACUUUUCUGCAAAAGGCACCUCAUUAAGUGACUUAGAGACACCACAUACGUCUCUAGUAUUAAAGAAGGCUUGCAAUGUCUACAAUGUUUACUGAGGAAACAAAUCAAGAGAGAAGUGGAGUCUUGUGGCGAAUGCAAAAGCCUGUUUAUGACGGCCUGGUGACAUGAAGGAAGGUUGUCGUUGUCCCCACAGAAAGCCUGCGGUGGAUUCAGAGUGGACAGCGACGCGGUGCUGAAAUGCAGCCCCGCUGUUCUCUUGGAGAAACACGGAGGGCUGAAUACUUACUCAUGCUGCUGGCAUUCAGCGUCUCUGAAUCACACAUUCGUACAGGCCCCGAUGAUGGUCAGCCCCCCCGGGGGCCAGCAUCUGUCACUCACUGUAGCGUCCUUAAAGAAGGGUCAGUAGGCUACAACCAGAAUCUCAGCGGUUUCCACUCCUUUUGAAGCAGUCAGCCCCUCCCUUUCGUCGCGUCCAACCGGGCUCAUUUAAGGGAGUGCAUCGUGGCUUUAGCCCACCUGCUAAUCACCAAUCACGUAUGGUCUCAUGGGCAUUGGGUUGCUAUUCUGCAUUUUCAGCUUCGUUAAUCAUGUUUUUUUCCACUUCCUCCUGCACUUUUAAAUUGGAUCCCGGCGUGGUCCUCCACACUUGAAGCUGUUGUGCAAUGUGCUUUGUUAUCUGCUGGAUGAGUGCUGCUGAUGCCGGAUUUUUUUCAGGAACCCGAUGCAGUCUGAAGUGAGGUUGUGAGUAAGCCGGCGAAUUUAUUCUCAAGAGGAAAUGGCCUUUCGGUGUCAUUCCAGUAUCCAGCAUUAGUAUAACUCACGAGGACUUGGUACCACUCGCUAUGUUUGCGUUGGAUUUUGUUUGAUGAUACCGGGACACUUAACAGGAGACCUCGUCGAUGUUCCACCAGGUUGUGAUGGUCUGCGUUAUCAUGGAUGAUUCAUAAUCGGCUACACAGCCGCCAGCUCCCAUUCUGUCAGUUAAUUAUUGUUCUUUGAAGCUGCUUUGUUCCAGCUGACCUUGAGGAGAGCUGCUCUGGAGUAACUGCUUCAAUAUGUGGCUGAGGUCGUAGGAUGCAGUCUCUGUUCGGCGGAGGGGAGCUGGGGCUGCUGGGAGGAGGAGGAGGAGGAGGAGGAGGCGGCGGCGACGGCGGCGGCGGCCUGAAGGACGACGGCUGCGGCGGCGUGGCGUGGCGCUCCUCGCCGCUGGGCCCCGCCGACGUCUACUCGGCCUCGCACUUCGCCCUGGUCAGCGCCUACCAGGACAUCAAGACGAGGCUGGCGCUGCUGGAGCGCGAGAACACCGGCAUCAAGAGGAAGCUCAAGAUCUACGAGAUCAAGUUCCCCAUGAUCAAUGAGUUCGGGGAGGACACCAACUCCUACUGCUCCUUUGAGAACAAGGAGACGGCGCUGCUGCACUCCGAAAACGGCAGCCUGCAGCAGCGAGUCAACGUGCUGACCCACGAGCUCCAGAAGAGGAAGGAGCGAGAGGAGCAGCUGGAGGACGUGAUCCAGGCCUACGAGAAGAUCCACAUGGAGAAGAGCAACCUCCAGAGGGACCUGGACAAUAUGAGCGGCCUGGUGGAGAAGCAUGUGGAGCGCAUCCUGGGCCUGGAGUCGGCUCUGCGGCAGAGGGACAACUCCCUGCAGAAACUCAACAUGCAGCUGCACAGCAAGGACAUGCAGUACCUGCAGCUGCACGCCGGGCCCGACGCACGCAUGCUGGACUGUCCAGCACUGACCCUGCAGAGCUCCCGUAGCCUGGACACCCUGUCCGACCUGAAGAUGCAGCGGCUGGAGGCUGAGCUGGAGGGGGCGCGGCACGAGGCCCAGGGGGCGUGUCGGAGGGAGGAGGAGCUGAAGGGGGAGUGUGAGAGGCUAAAGGAGGACAUCAGGAUGCUGCAGGGCAGCCGGAGGGACAGGGAAAUGACUUCUCCGUGCAAGCAGUGUGAUGUGGAGUGGAUAAAGAAGGUGGGAGACGAGCAGGUGAACCUGGCCCUGGCCUACACAGAGCUGACGGAGGAGCUGGGACGCCUCCAAGCGCUGAGCUCCAAGCAGACGGAGAUCCUGAGGAAGGCCUCGCAGGAGCAGGCUGGUCCUGCAGUCCAGCGCCCCUCCCCCGUCCACCACCAGCGCCACUCGCCGGCGCCCCAGCGCCACUCCCCCGUCCCUCAGCGCCACUCCCCCGUCCCUCAGCGCCACUCCCCCGUCCCGCCCCCCCCGCACCACUCCCCCGCCCCGCAGAGACGCUCCCCGGUGCCGCAGCGCCUCUCCCCGGACACCCACCGCCGCUCCCCCCUGCUGGACGUGGGCGACGGGCCGGCCUCUUACUCCUGCCGACCCCCCAGCCAGCACCUGAGGGCAAGCUUCCAGGGCCGCCGCAGCUACUCCGAGGUGGCCGACCCCUCGGCGUACCAGUGCCCCCCCCGCUUCGCCCUGGACCCCGUGGCCACCCUGCCCAAGCCGCGGCCCUACGUCGACGGCUACGCCAAGCAGCCGCGCGGGGCCCCCUCCCGCCGGGGCUCCCCGUCCCACCACCAAGGCGGCGCCGGGGCCGGCGACGGGGCCCCCGGGGAGAGCUCGGCGCGACACUCCAGGGAGGCGCCGUUCCCGCUGUCCGAGGUGGCCCACCUGCGCUUUGAGCCCCCCCCGCCCUCCGCGCCGGCCCCGCGGCCCCCCCCGCAGUCCUCGGAGGAGGAGGAGGACGAGGAGGAGGAGGAGGAGGAGGAGGAGUGGAACUGCCCGCACCCCGUCAGCCCGCCGCGGACGCUGGGCGCGCUCUCCGCCGCGCCGCCCUGCGCCGCCAUGAGGGGCCCGGCGUCCUGCUCGGUCUUCCCCAUCCCUCAGAGGUCCAACACCCUCAGCUGCCACCCGCAGCCCGGAUACAUGUCAGCAGAGCACGCCCAGUCGUGGCCUUCGAUCAACCUCUGGAUGGAGACGGAGGAGAGCGACAUGCGGAGCUGCCCUCUCUGCCAGCUGAUAUUCCCCAUGGGUUACCCCGACGACGCCCUCAUCAAGCACAUCGACUCCCACCUGGAGAACAGCAAGAUCUGAUCGCCACGGCAACCGGCCCGCGCACACACACACUCCUCCUCCUCUUCUUCUUCUUCUCGCAGGCUACGCACGCGGCACGGGGGGGGGCCCGAGGAGCGCAGGGGACGACCGGUCGGCUGGGGACGACCGGUCGGCUGUGCACGCCGUGAUCUCUGAGUCUCAUGACCCCCCCCCCGAGUGCUGAGUCCCUCGCGGGGUCGCCCUCCAGUCGGCUCCGCCCCGUGUAAUCACCGGUUCUGGUUUCUGCCGUUUUGUAAAUGAGUCUUGUCGUGUGGUUUCAGCCGGUUUCAGGUAUUGUGUUGUUGUUGUUGUUGUUGUUUUUUUUGCCCGCUUCACAGUGUCGUCACACGUGGAUUCAGCAAAGCACGAGGCGUGAGAGGGUUUGUGCCCAAAGGUCAGGGUUCAUCACUUCAACAAUCAGGGAGACUAUUCUCUACACUUAGCUUUACCUGCUUGGACGUUUUCUAUCACACACACACACACACACACACACACACACACACACAGGGGUCUGAGUGACAGGCUUUUCUGUGGCAGUGGAGAAAAGUAUCAAACAUUCCAGACAUUUUAUCUGCUGACGAAACAAGCUGGAGAACAGGAGUGUGACGAUGUGCUUGGCUUGAAGCCAUGAUGAUGAGGAGGAGGAGGAGGAUGAGGAGGAGGACGAAGAUGCCCUGCAGGGCGGGGCACUGCUUCUUUGCACUUUUCUGCAAGUGCGGUGAAAAGGAAAUAAGUAUUUUAGCACUUUUGAGUUAAGCCUACACGACGCAUGCGUCUGUAUCGCUUCCACCUCCAUCUUUACGGCCAAACAACAUCCAUAUUAAUAAAUAUUUUUGCACACGUCGAUGUUCCUCCCGCGAGCUGCACGUAGAAGGGUCGGGGGUCAAAGUCCCCGCAGCAUUGGAUGCCCUUCCGUGCAGAGACUUUGAAAUUACCGACUGGGAUUCCUCUCGGUCUGAACCAAACUAAAACCGUUUUGAUGUCACGACUGCCCAGACCACCCGACAAAAACAACAACAAAACAAAGAGAGACACGCGGCUGCAUGACACCUGCUUUUUAAAUGUACUGUAUCCUUAUCUCGGGAGAUCUCCUACCAGAAACUCUGUCACCGAUCAGCAGUUAUCUCUGCAGGGUUUCAGCGGAGAUAACCCUGUGCUUUCUUCUUUUGAAACGUGGCUUCCAUUUGCUUCAAAAGCGGAAUCUUGACUCGAAAUCUGCUUGCGGGACUUGAACUUCUUUUUUGAAAAGAAAAAAAAAAAAAGCUAAAAAAAAAGCUAAAAGAUAAGACAAAACAACAAAGUUACACUGAUGUCAGCUAAUCUGAGUCUUUCAGUUGCAUGUGCGGUUUUCUGAUGUACUGUAGGGGACGCGCCUACGCACCCACCCAUGCAUUCACACUGUUUGGAAGCCACUGAAGAGGUGAAACGCGGUAGAUUAGAGCACAGAGAGCCGCGGUUGUGGCGGCAAGAAAUACGUAGGACAUGGGUUUCGAGUCCCCGCCGACGUACCCUCGAGCAGCACACUGAAGCUCUCUGAGGCUUUGCUCCAGGAGCCCCGAGAGGAACAUUCAUUUCACCAUGGUCUUAUUCUAGUGGGUUCAGACAGUGAUAAUAACCUUGUUCAUUGCUGAGAUCUGGGAGAAGGCGGACGAGCUAAAUGCUAACAGGCUAGCCAGGAGGCCUGUUUAAUCCAACACCCCCCCACCCCCCCAACGAAUAAAAUCUCUCCGUUUGCUCAGUCAAGAACAACAAGUCCACACAGUUCAUUCAAAUUUGUACUAUUGUCUUAUACUGUAAAUCUCUAAAAACCAUUAUAGUUUUAUAGAGAGUAGUUUUUACUCAGACAGAAGUCCAUUUAAAAUGAAGGUUAACCGGGAGCUUUUUAAGCUGCAACAGCUUUCUCUGUUUUGGAUUCUCCGGUUUUCUAUUUCUCCACAAACAAUCAAGCCUAAAUGCGAGAGACUUUGAUUCCAGUCAUUCAACAGUAGAGGCGCAUACAUAAACUGACAUUAAAACAAGUGUUGCACUCUUUUUGCCUUCCUUCUAGACUGUGUUACCUACCCUAGCUUUAAGGAUUAAACCUAGCAGUAACUAAAGUGGUCACAUGACGAGAGGCGUCAGGAUUUGUCAGGUUCAGGGUGUUAACAUAUUUUUUUUUUUAAAGAAAUAAUCGAGUUUUUUAGAAAAGGGAAAUGCACCUCCCACCUCCACUAAACCACGUCCUGGGGAAACCCUGAAAUCAAGAAACAAUGUGAAGCUCAGAGUCUGAAGACCAACAGCUAUUUGUUGAAGAGAAGAGAUGUGUUCUAUGCCCUGUUGUUCAUCUCCGUGGCCUCUUAUCAGGGUUUUGUUCUGGAUAAUUAAUUGGUUUGUUUACAAUCAUAUAUGUAUAUAUAUAUAUAUAUUCUUUUUCUCCACCUGACUUGUGUGUAGGUCAGAGAAAACAAUCUACUUGGGGAUUAUUGUCACUGAUAGAACCACACUGUAAUGAGAUCCUUUAAAGAGCUAAAUUCUGAAUUAAACCUCUUAAGGCAGUGCAGAGAUACUUUGAAUGAUUCUAUACUAUAUGUGUGUUCCUACAUCACUCUAUACAAAAUAAAUUGUAUAUUUAAGCUGUGUA